CAGAGGCGGGGGUGCGCGCGCACCUCCUGAGCGAGCGAGCGCGAGCGGCGAAGGGAGCGCGAGACGUGCGCCCUGCUGCCCCGCGCCGGGCCAGGGCUCGCGCGCCAGGGAGCAGGUGAGCUCGCGCCAGCCCCCUCCCCGCUCCCCCACUGCCUCGCGCCCCUCCGUGGCUGGCCCUGCGGAUGCGGCCAUGACCCGGCGUUGGCGGGGCCGGCCUGGCCAUGGGCUGCCUGCAGAGCGUGGCGUGCAAGGCGCGGGUGCGGCGGGAGAACAUCGUGGUCUACGACGUGUCGGCCUCCAUCGAGCCCAGCGCCACCGCCAUCGAGGAGACCUCGCCCAUCGUGCUCCGCUACCGGACGCCCUACUUCCGCGCCGCCGCCCGCGUCCUCAUGCCGCCCAUCCCGCGGCGCCACACCUGGGUGGUGGGCUGGAUCCAGGCCUGCAACCACAUGGAGUUCUACAACACCUACAGCGACCUCGGCAUGUCAAGCUGGGAACUUCCAGAUUUAAGGGAAGGACGUGUGAAAGCCAUCAGUGAUUCUGAUGGAGUGAGCUACCCUUGGUAUGGAAACACCACAGAAACAGUGACCUUGAUUGGCCCCACUAAUAAGGUCUCCAGGUUCUCAGUCAGUAUGAACGACAAUUUCUACCCUAGUGUAACAUGGGCUGUCCCUGUGAGUGACAGUAAUGUACCACUACUAACCAGGAUCAAACGGGACCAAAGCUUUACCACGUGGCUUGUAGCUAUGAACAUGACCACAAAGGAAAAGAUUAUCUUGCAGACUAUAAAAUGGAGGAUGCGAGUGGACAUUGAAGUUGAUCCCAUGCAGAUCUUGGGCAAGCGAGCCCGGUUGGUGGGGAGGACUCAACAGGAACAGCCCAAAAUUCUGAGCAGAAUGGAACCCAUUCCACCAAAUGCACUAGUGAAACCCAAUGCCAAUGAUGCCCAGGUCCUCAUGUGGAGGCCCAAACGAGGCAUGCCUUUGGUAGUGAUACCACCCAAGUAGAGGACAUAGAGGACAAUAUAAGUGAGAACUUUUGCCACCGCUGGUGUUAAAUCUGAGCCAAAGAAGACCUCUCAAGUUCACCUGCCUGUUGCAGCUGUAAGUGGAAAGAGGGCUUCUUCAAGACAGUAUUAUAUGUCUAUGGCCACAGUGAAAAACCUAGAUCUGGGGAUGCUGGAAGAUGAAAUGAAGCUGUUUCUCCCUUCAAGAUUUUCUCAUGGAGAAAAUGGCAUUCUUAUCUUCACUGAAAUAUGGUGAUCACAAGUGUUAUUUCCAGUGCCUGUGGCUAAUGCUACUUCCCAGCCAACUAGAUGUAGUUAUGGAGGUCAUUCUUACCAAACAUUCAUGGAUUUCUAGUAUGUUGCUUACUACUGGGGAAUAGGACAGGAAGGGAUGGCAUAUUACCACAACAUUAUACCUAUGCAUUUUUAUUGAUAAUCAAAAUUAUUGCCCUGCUCAUUGGAAUGAAAGGAAUGUUUGUGAAGCAGGAAUGACAGUGCUGACUGUUGAGCUUCACACCUCUAAAAAGAAAAGCCCUGUAUGUACACAUGGAACUGUCCACGGUGCUGAACUAAAGCACAACCCGAAUUACAAUAAUAUUGUCCACUUUUCCUCUUUCAGGGGAUAAUUUAUUUGGACUAAUGGCGUUAAGACCUUUUGCAUGUUUCUCAGUGUGUUUCAAGUAGUUGUAAGUGUAGGAAUUUUGCCAUAGUUGUCCAUGUUGUGGGGAAAAUCCAAGGUAAAUCAACUAGCAGCACCCUGGUGUUUGAGAAACACUGCUGUUUCCACACAGCAUUUCCUACUUCUCUUUUUGUCAAGGAUCAAAAUAUGAUCUGCACACAGCAUGUUUGUUUAGCAAGGGGAAAGUGGUUAUUAUGGUAUGUUUGGCAUGGGAGGGUGAUGUUACCCAUUGAGAGUACUGAAAAACAGGAGAAACUAACUACCCUUAAAACAUUACCCAGUAUAUCUUCCUCCCACUGCUUAUAGUAUCUUAUCUUUCAAAUGGUAAAGGAGGGACUCUCAAAGGGAGAACAAAUAUGGAGAAAAUUCUUGGAGCAUAAGCACUCAACAAAAUCUUGCAAGGUUAGAUGAUACCCUCAGGCUAUCUUCUAGAAUUGAAUGUUUUGUAAACUGAAAUUUCCCAUUUUGAAAAUAGUUUUGAAAAGUUAAUCUUUCUCUGUAUUUAAAGAGAAUACAUCAUCAUACACUGGGUAGUGAACACUGGAAGAUCUUGGGACCAUGGCCACAGUGAAAAACCUGACAUCUUCUUGAGUACUUGUUGUCAGAUUAGUGUUGUCUGAUUAUUAUGGUGAGCGAGGGAAAGCCCACAACCCAUAUUAUAACCAGAGGAGUGCUUUCAGCCUCUUUCUGUUACUAUACUAUUGUUGACUUUAAAGCAACACCUCCUAUGGGAAUUUUAGAAAAAGAUAGUGUAGAAAGUAGUACAGUUCAUGGGAACUCCGGGCAUAGCUUUUUGGUCAAUACACAGUUUGAGGCAUUAACAACAUUAAGAGAUCAUGUAGAAAACUGAAGAAAAUCAGAAACAUUGCUGAUUUCUUCGGCUACAUAAUAAUGUAUGGGUCAUAGUUCUAUGGCUAGUAGCUAUUGCCAAUAUGAAGAUAAAACCAGUCAAACAGGAUUUGUGAUGUGUUUCAACACUUUUAGGAAUUAUUACAUGCAGAAUCCAUGUUGGUACAAAAUGUAUGGUAUGCUAACACAUUUUCGCAUCAAGCCAGUAGCAUUGGAGACUGCCAUUCUUAAAUAAGCAAAGAUUAGCACUUCCAAAGAAAAUGAUGCAUUUUUCACUGAGGCGGUUGUGCUCCUUCUCCAUGUGUAUAUAUAUAUAUGAUGCAGUAAUACUAGUCUGUUGAUCUGUUAUUAGCUAGGUCUUCACUAUGAACUAUCUGGGCAGCUGAAACACUAUAUUGUAUGAGUGGAAUCUUUGGGGAGGGAGGACAAAAUUCCUAGCAAUCUUACUAAAAUUACAUCAAUGUUUUUUAGAAUGCUUUUUGGCAUAUCAUGACAGAAAGCCCGAGAUAAAAGUGUGUGUAACCUAGCAUUAACACUAGUUUUGGAUUUGAUCUCAGUACUUGAACUUCCUUGUCUUCAGGUCAGCUACACAACAUGUUUCUGCUAUUGAUCAGGAUUGGUGCCAUCAUUCUGCUUCUUUGUAAUGCUUUAAUGAUCCUGCUUAUCUCUGAUUCCAUACACUUGUCCUGUUAAGCUCUUGAUCCCACACUGGCCAAACAUAUAAGGACUGCUGUGUAUCCAUGGGCAGGGAGGCAUGAUUCCCAUGGCUAGUUCCUUUGGACUUGAAGAACUUGAAGAAGCUGCUAUAUAAAUAGUGUUAUUAAGCCAUGGAUCUACAUAUUGUAGGGCAAACACUAUUGAAAUUACUUGAGUCUGCCAUAUAAUAAUUAAGGGAAUUAAAUAUACCGCUGUGCCAUCUGCUGUGAAAUUUACUGCCACACAGAGUACAGGCUCUGCGUGACACCUUUGUUGUAGCAAAUUUCAAAGAGCUGUGUUGCAUCAUUCUUUACCUACAAUAUAAUAGAUGGCAUGUUGAUUGAUAUCAAUUAGACUAAUAUUAGCUUUGUAUGAAUUACCCUCUAGAAAUUCACUCAACACUGCUGAAUUCCCAUAGGAAGUUUGCCUGAUUCUAGAACAGCAUGUUAAUACUGUCCUACCACCCACAAUGUUUUGAGUUUUGCUUCAGUGAGAUUUGUUGCAUGAUACAUACUUCAGUUUGUGUCCUAUUAGUGAGUUAAUUUUACAGUCAUUGUGGAAGUCAGAAUUCUCUACUUAACCUUGCAAAAUGACCAAACUCUCCCAUUUAAACCCACCCUUUUACCUAAUGCAGUUCCCCAACUGGGUGGUGAGCUAUAGCUUUCUGCUAUAAUCCUAUUGCUGAACACACAGCAAUUAUCUCAUCUUCCAGGACCUCUGGAGAACCCUCAGGUGGUCCUGAAGAAUGCCUUGUUGUUGUGUUCUUUCCUAGAUGGUAAAUGGUUGUCUUGGGGAGCCUGAAGCAGGUAAAAAGUGGGUUUUAGGAAAUGGCAAAUAGGAUAUAGUAUAAUCUUGCCUCAUAGAAUUUAAUGCUGUGUCUCUCUGAUCCAUGCUUUUAGCCAUGAACUCAUGGAUACUUAAAAAAUAGUGAUGGAAUUGACACAGCAUGAGACUACCAAAUUCUAUGCCUUUUAAAAAUUGAUUAAGUUGUGUCAAGCUCAGCUUUGCUUAGGUCACCUCAUAUUAUUUUUAUUGAUGAAUUUCUGUUUACACUUUAAACAUGCUGAGCUUUGGAACAGAGAUCAAAGUCUUUCUGCCUAAUAUCCCCAGGUUUCAAUGACCUGUGCCUUUGCUUGGCCCUGGCUAGGAGUAAUUGCUGUUCUCCAUUACCUCAGAAAACAAAUAGCUAAUUUAGGAGAUGUAAAGCUCUGGCAGACCUGCGCAGUCUAUUUCUGAAAGCAUUCUGAGACUAUAAGGAAACUUUCCUAAUUUCCUUUUAAGAAAAAGGGGAGCAAUAUUUUAAUAGCUCAUUGAAAAUCAGUGAUCAAAACUUUGGGUGAAAACAAUUGGAUGGUGUUAUAGAAAAGAAUGGACUCCACAAAUUCACAACUGCCACACAUGCAACAUUUCCUUGAUGUCAGUUUUUGAAUAACUUGAGUGAAAGCGGAUAGUCCCCUCUGCUGCAUUUUAGACAGGGAUGAAGAAACAUUCAAGAUUCAUUAUAUAUAUAUAAUUUCUUCAAUUUCUAACAUUUCUUUUGUUAUGUGGUAUUAACAUAAUGCCCGAGAUAAAGAACCUAGAUGAUUGAUUGGUUAGAAAUGUAGAUAUUGAGGAUUGAAUGCUGAUUAAUCUAGUGCACCCAGGAAGUGAUUCUAAAUUAGCCAUCCUGAGCACAUGAUAAUCCAUUCUUGUGCCCCUGGAAAAAACACUUUCUCCUUUCUCAGAGGGAAGGAAAGUUGUCAGAAUUUGGUUUCCUUGACAAGAAUACCCAGAAUUUAUUAAUUCUGGUCAUGGGUUUACUUUCAUAUUUUGACAUUGCAUAUUCUAGCGCCACAUUGCUCAUUGGGGUAGACAUUGAUUAUAUUUCUUGCAUCACAUGGUCUUGCUGCUCAUUGAGUAUGAGAGAGCAGCAUUGUAUUUCCAAGCCAAGCCUAGGGUGUAGAGCAGUCCUUCUCAACUUGUGGCCCUCCAGAUGUUUUGAACUUCAGCUCCCAGAAUCCCUGACCACUGGACAAGCUGGCUAGUGCUUAUGGGAGUUGGAGUCCCAAACACCUAGAGGGUCACAGGUUGCACAGGCCUGGUGUAGAUGAACAGAUCAUUGCUCGAGUUGAAUCCCAAAAUGAACUCAAGGUUAUCAAGGUGUAUUUCAGGGAUUAAUGUUAUAGAAUUGAAGUGGUAGCUCUUAAAAUAUAGCAGGCAUUUUAGAAAGUAUAUUCCUGAGUGUGAUGUAUUUAGAGAGGAAACCUUUUUUUUUUUAGUAGUGCUCUGUUGGCUAGUUGGCUCAUGUCAGAGGAAAACCCAGUCAGAAGUGGUCACUUGUCCCAGGGCAUCCCGUGAAAUUGUUCUAAUACUUUAAGCUGUACAAAGUGAGGUGGUUUUUUCGGUAGCAAAAAGAUAAUAAAGCAAAUUAUGUUGCAACAUGCAGUUUGAUAAUACUGAUGAAGCAUUUGGCAGGGAUUGACUGAUUGCAUCAUAGGAGUCUUGGGCAGUGAAAAGACAAUUUGAGCUAUUCCGAUCUUUGGCGUGGCUGCCAGACAAGUUACAGGAAAGGCAUGGAAGAGUCAUGGGCUUGAGGAGGCAACUGCUCAAUAGGAAAGAAGGUGUGUGUGUUCAUAUCAUGUUUGCAAGAUCUGUAAAUGGUCUGAGUCCUUACUUAAGGGGCAUGUAGAGUUGCAAGCAUCCCUCUAGUGAUCUCAGCAUGGCUCUUAGAUAUGGGCAAUCCUAAUACUAAGGAAAAAUUGUGACACCCCCCCCCCCCCCCAUGGUGAAUCAUUCUCCAAAAUCUUUGGUGGGCAAGAGUUGCCAGUUUUUGUAAAUGUACCAUGUGUCUCCUUUAGGUCAAAAUAAAUCUUGAACACAAAAGGUAGUGUUCAGGCACUUUCUGUUUUGAAAACAGUCUGAAAGACGCCUGAAAUUACAUUUUUGGGGCCAUCAUUUUUUUCAGAGAAUCAUGGUUGUGGUGUUUGGCAAUAUAAUCAACAGAUCCAUCAAGGUUGCCCGUCCCUGCCUUUCUGUUUCAUGUUGGCCCUUUAGUUGCUCUUUUAGAAGGGUGCAGAGGAUGUGGUUUGUCUAAUAAUGGUAGAACUCAAUGUGGGGUAGAAUCAUGGAUUUGUUAAUUUCCAAUCUUUCUGUGAUCUUUUUAUUUUUGUUUUUUGAGGACUGCAAGAUGUAUGGUUCUGGGAAGGGAAGCUAAGCUAGAAGAAAAAUGUACAUGGCAAACAUUGGUCAAGAGAGCUGAAAUUCAUAUUGAUUUGAAGUAACUAGCCAGAUCUUUGGCUGCUGGCAUCAGGACUUCUUUCAGUCAUAACAUCUAAUAUCAACGGUAGGCAACCUUUUGAGUUGAAUAUUACCUCUUACCUAAAUAGGCAGUAUUGUUACUUAUAACAGAAGAAAACUUUCAUCAUCCCAGAACUGUUGGGAAAUGGUGUGUAAUAAAGUCAUUUUUAAGAAUAGAUGUGGCAGUCUUUAUGGCUUCUAGAUUAAUUUUAGAAGGAGCAAAAUUGGGUGUUGGUGACUGCAGCAAUAGAGCAGGGAGUUGAAUAGUCUUACUUUGGACAGAGUUUCAUUGUGUAUGUGCUAGAAAUCUAUAUAAACAUAAAAAUAACGAGUAUAAGCUUUAAUUUGGAUACAAUGAAUUACUGGAUACAGUGCAUUGUUAAGUCACUACCAACUAUUUUAAGACUGUGGUUGAGAAAGAGCCUCCAUUCUACACAGCCUAAUGACUUUUUUGUGCCUCAGUUAAGAAUGAACAUUGUCACAAUAGAGGUUACUACUUCUAUUAUUUUUGGUUUUUGUUUUGGGAGCUGACAUAACAGCUGAGAUAUUUGUGGCUCUGGCACUUUCUGCCUUCCUCCUUUCUUCUUGCUACUUCUGCCUUGGCACAGAUUCUUGGAUUCCCACUUUCAACUUGUGGCCUGUUAUAGUUUAGAUUCUUUAAGGUAACCCAUAGGGCACUCAUAUAGGUUGGAGCCCUCCUUGGGAGAAGGAAGGGAAUUUUGUAGCCCUUUUCUCCUUGCUAUUCUGAAGCAUGUAUCUGAAGCUAUCAGUUGACCAUAUGUGUGAUUCUCCCAAAGGGUGAGGCAUCUUUACUCUCAGGGAAGAACAGGAGGGGCUAGGUCACAGAUUGGGAAUCCAGACAUUUUAUCCGCCUGUGAAACUGGAUUAAAAGCACCUCCAGUGUCUUGGUUCCCUUUAGCACAUGUCCACCUUCACAUUUGUGCCUCUGUGCCACCAGGUCCUCGCUCCUUGGGGGAAAUGUUGCAUGGGAUUCUGAGCUGAAUGACUCCUGUUGCAGCAGCCUGGGCUGACUGGUGAUAGACAGAGCAGGAAGAGGCUCUUCCUUUGUAGAUAGAUCUCCAUGGGCGUUGGCUGUCAGUUCAGGCAGAUAGUGUCUAUCGUGUAGAGGAAUCCCUGUGGGUACUCAUUGAUCCACAGAGGUCUGUGCUUGUAAUUCCAGCAGAAGAAUCCCUUUUCCCUUUUGCAGGAAAUCUGUCGUCUGCAUUUGGUGAAAGGGAGCAGUCCUCCCAUGUUGCAUUCUGUGUAACUCUACACCAAAUUAUGUACUUGCAUUCAUGUUCUGCACCAGGGGAACAUGUACUCUGGAUUGUAACUUCCAACUGUUUUAAACUACAAGACAACAUUAUAUAUACUACCUUUGUUUAUUGAUUGAUUGAUUUUGACUGAACUUUUCACCUCCUGAGCAGUCCCCUGAUUCCAAUGGUCCUUACAGUAAAUGUCUACUGUUUGCAUUGAAACAAACUACUAAACUUAGGGCACAAGGAAUGCCUUUCUCACAUAUACUACUUAUUGUCUUAAGCUUCCACCUUGUUUUUAAUUCUUUGUUUGCACUACAAUUAGCAGCUAUGAACAAAAGUUGUAUUACGCUAGGAAUUAGAAGAAAUAGAGAAACUUACACCUGUUCUCUUCAGGCCAUGAUUCUGCUUCUUUCAUGUUUUACCCUGACUUUCUAGAAAUUCUCCUUCCUUUUGUAGAAAUUUUCCUUUCAUUACCUUUACAGUUGUUAGCAGUUUCCAGUGAUACGGACAGGAAUAGAAACUAAAGUCAGUUUGUAACUAAAACCCCAGGACAAGACUGAAAAAAUAAAGUUGUUUUGCAGAGUGCCUUAAAACAACACUGACAUUAACUGAGGGCAGGGGAAAAGAGUAGAAGCACAUUGCUCUUUAUCUGUGGAUUUUCCAAAGGCUCAAUCAAUGUGGCAUUCUAUUUCUCUGGGAUUUGAAGAAAUGUUAAAUACAUGAUGCGUUGCAAAUAGAAGUCCACGUCCAUUAUUUAUAUGGGAUGGGGUAAGUUUAAAUUUGAAAUAUACAAAAUUGACAAUACCAUCUGGGAUGAGAAAGACGGGUUUCCACUUGAGAUUCUUGGUGUAGCUAGCAGAAAAAAUGGAUUAAACUAGGCAAGCUUUACAAUAUUUGUUUACGGAAAACCUUUGAUUUAACUCAGUUUGACAUUUACCUUUGAUUUUUUGCAGCAGUCUCUCCCAAGUACUUAAUCAAAGGUACUAAAAUAUGAUAUUCAAUUUACACAUAAUGUGGAACGAACUAUAAUACAAUUUGCAAUUUCCACCUCAUUGUUUUUCCAGUGAUUUCAUGUGAGUGCAGAGUUGAAACAUUGAAUCUUUUAACAACAAUAACAAGGUGAGAAAGAUUAAAUGCACCAAAUGGCAGAGUUUUUGCUUCAAAAGGAAGUAGUACACUUGGAAUGAUGCAGUGCCCAAAGCUUUUUUAAAAAGGACUAGAAAAGCUCAUUGAUUCCAGAGUAGUGCCACUCAAUGGAAGAUGGAAAAUGCUUUGUGUGCGCUAUCACCAUGAAGGAAAGAAACUGACAAUGGACACUUGCAAGUUUUUGGCACAUAAGAUAUCUUGAGAAGCAUUGAUCUAAGGGGAAGGAUUGUAUAUUAAAUACUGUGUUUCUGAUUCUCUCAAAAUACAUAAUCUCCAUAAUAACUGCCAUCAAGGAGAUUAUCUGGAAAAUACACAACAGAUAAAUAUCUGCACAUCAGUUCUGGCAAAAACUGUUCUGGCAUUGGAAAUGGGAUACCUGCAUUCACAAAAGUGUGGUGGAAAGUAGGAGAGACCAUGUUCAGCUUGAUCUGAAUGAGGAGUUAAGAUUUCAUGUAGAAAUUCAAAUCUGAAUUACAGAUUGUAAAAUGCAAAUGUGGUGGCAUCUUAAGAAAUUAGGCUAAACACCUUUUUUUCUGGUUGGCAUUGCAGUACCAUCCUUGAUUGUAACAGCAUUAAACAACCUAUUAUGCUGUGGA
Anolis carolinensis (green anole) is the source of this 9507-nucleotide messenger RNA. RefSeq names its product family with sequence similarity 78 member B (gene fam78b). Bases 222 to 1007 code for a protein of 261 amino acids. NCBI's taxonomy places the organism in Eukaryota, Metazoa, Chordata, Lepidosauria, Squamata, Anolidae. The record is from RefSeq and is a predicted model, not a curated record. The transcript is spliced from 2 exons.